CCGGAAGCAGAAGUGAGGAAGGACAUGACGUCGCUGUUUACUGCGCUCAGUUGUUUUCCAGGGCGCUGACUGAAAGUGAGCCAAAGAGGCGCCCGCGACUAAAUCUGAAUUUUCACGCAAUUCGCCGCGAGGUUGUUGCAUUACGAUGGGGGCGCACGGGAACGAGCACGAGUCAAUCGACUACUCCGUGCACGAGGCCUGGAACGAGGCCACCAACGUCUACCUGCUGGUGAUCCUGGUCAGCUUCGGCCUGCUGAUGUACGCCAGAAAAAACAAGAGGAAGAUCAUGCGUAUCUUCACCCUGCCCCCCACAGCUGGCACCAGCCCAGAGCCCAACUUCUACGACAGCCUGCAGAAGGUCCGCCUGAGGCAGCAGCUGGAGAUGUACUCUCUGGCCCGGAAGUUUGACCAGCAGCAGGGACAGACGGACAGUGUGCAGCUGUCCAUGGAAUGAGGCCGCAGGGGACCUCGUCCUUCUCCGUCACACCAAACACUCCUGCGUCUUUGGAGUCCUCCGUGGGUGGAAAUGGAAGGACUUAAAGGACGCUACGCUGAGAAAGGUCUCCAUUCCUCCUCCUGUUGUUUGGAGUUUAUCCGGCUGGAGACGCAGCACCAAGAGGUUGUGACAACUGAUGAACUUAGUCGCGAUUUAAAAAAAUAUAUAUAUCAUGAAAUGUUUUGCACAUAGACCUAGAUCCUCCAGAUUAAAUUUAGUUUCUAGUUUGUUUUUUACUUGAUAAAUAUUUGUCAUUUGUGUAAUGAAAUCACGAUUCUAAGAUGUGAAAAUAAAGAUACUUGAACAAUGAA
Molecule: messenger RNA, 807 nt
Organism: Pungitius pungitius (ninespine stickleback)
Lineage: Eukaryota; Metazoa; Chordata; Actinopteri; Perciformes; Gasterosteidae
Gene: smim19
Product: small integral membrane protein 19
Exons: 3
Coding region: 146-454 (102 amino acids)
Source: RefSeq, a predicted model, not a curated record